CCGACGUCAGUGUCAGCUGUUUUUACACAACAUGCCCUCAUGCCGGCAGGACAUACCCAAUAACAUUAGAUUGUGAUGAGAAGAAUCAGUCCUCUUGUCGACAACUGCUUAUCGAGUAUCGACUAACCAUCGGAUCGGGUGGAAGCUUUAACAGUGGCAGUAAGCAGGCUUGACUCCCGUAUAGUGCAUUUCCACGCCCAGCUCUACUCGCCUUCAAUCGGAUGAAAUCGUAGCUGGCAGUCGUUCAGAUAAGUUUUGUCCACAUCCAUGGUGGUGAACCUAGCUGAUGGAAAGGAACGCUGUCAAACAGCUCAACAUGGUCUCCAGGCUUCCCAAGUUUGCUUCCCAUCCCUCGGUCACCACCAUGACCCCCCUUCCCAAAGGAUCUGCCCUCCCAGUUUCCUCCAUGGAGUCUAAAGUUGGAUCUAUAGGCAGGCACACUAGUUUGACACGUGUGCCAUCCCUAAAUUGGAGAAAGGGUGAAGAGGACAGUGGAAAUAAAGUCCAGCACUCUGGCUGCUUGGAUGAGGAGAGUAGUAUAACUAUAGAUUCUCAGUCCCCAGUGAUGGUGACUAAAAAUCCUUCCCCUGCAGCUACAGUUAAAUGUAAGAGUGCAGUCCCAACUUCACAAAGUAGCUGUCCCAGGAGUAUACCCCAGCCUAGCAAAACCAUUCCCCGCAUGACUACUCCCAAACGCCCCUCCACAGGGAAUCCCCUCUAUAAUGGUAUAGCUACUCUGCAUGGAAGUAAUGGUGGUGGUAAUGGGCGUUAUGGCUCCUCAGGGCCAUGUCUUGGUCAUGUAUCCCAACAAAAAACCCUGCAGGGCAAACUGUCCCUCCCCAACGACAGCAUCAAGUCUUCCUCUAAAGAGAGCAUAGUGCACUCUCAGAGUUUCACCCACUUCAAGAGGGCAGCCUGCUCCACCAGCCCACCCAUGACCCGUUCCUUCUCCUUUAACAAAGCUGCAGAGCUUGCUAAAGAACUCCCCAGACCUUUAGUAAAAUCUCCAGUGGCUAGAUCACCCCUCAUUCAGCAAAAUCCAGUAUUAUCUGAAGGGAAAGUUGGUAAAUAUGGGAUUGCAAGGCCCUCUGUAACUACUACUGAUCAUCCUUUGCCAACGACCACAAUAAAGAAAUCACUUUUACCCAGCUGCUCAGGUAAAAAACCAUCUAUGCUCAGUUAUAGACUUACUCGACCAACACUCAACAAACAUCUCCGUCCUGUUGUCCCUGAAACUGUCCAAAAAGAAGCCGAAUUGAGUCAAAAUAUCCAAGAUCCCACAGAGAUAGUAGAAACCAGUUUAGAACCAACCACCAACAAUGAAAGUAUUGAAGUUACCCCAAAUGAGACCUCAUUUGAAGUAAAGGAAGUUGAAGGCAGUCUGGUCCCUUUCUUGGAGGUUUUGGACGUUAUGUCGCUAUCAUCGUCCUCCUCUGUGGAGAAUAAUGAUACUAGUGAAGAGUACAUGGAUGACUUUGAUAAUCUCGGUAAUGGAGGUGAGACCCUAUCGCUGCCUGUCCUUAAAAAAGGGUUAGACUACUUUGGACUAUGUACAGAUGCCAAUACUCAAAUCACCAAGUGCAAUGAGGAAUCAUCGCUGACCAACCUACACACCUUCUUGUCUGAAUCGGUUGACUGGGCAGGAAUGGGACUCGCAGCUGGUAAAGAUGACUUUGUACAUGGGACAUCUCCUACAGGCGAUUUCCCUCAUGGCUCGUCUCUGGACUUGUCGCCCUCAGACAGUUCUGGAGGGACUUACAUGUGGGAUGAAGAGGGAAUGGAGGCACUGGCAGACACUGGACACCCCUGUGGAAGCUUUGGCUCUGAUCUCAACAGCAUUGACAUUCUCAAAAACCUGGAGAAUGUGGAGUCAUGUGACCUGGAGGAUGAUGAUCUCAUGUUGGAUUUGGACUUGUCUGAAGAUACAUCAUUACACAGCGAUACUGAUGGGAUGUCACCUUAUGAGUGCUCAGAAAAAGAAGGCUGGCCCAUUCAGGGGAGACGUCAGCAAUGCUGGGGCAGAUGUGAAAACAGAACUUCCAUUUUCCAGUCAUUUGACGGAUUUAGGGGACAGGGGCUGGAUAGGUCAAUGUCAGAUCACGCAACACUGGAUGAGCUGACGCUGAAACUCAUGGUUCAAGACUGCUCUUCUUUCACACAACAGCUGCUUCAACUGAAGACACUGCUUCAGAUGGAGACAGAUGGUUCAGUUGAAGAGAGUUUAGAGGUUUAUACUCCAAAAUCCACUGACCAAUCUUUACUUGAUCAGAAGGUGGCACUGCUUCUGAAAGAGGUUCAAGAACUGAGAAAUGAGCUCAGAAGCAAAGACAGGAUGAUUGCAGAACUUUCCCAACAGCUGUCUUCUCCGGUUGAGGAUAUGCAGUGCCACUGCCUGCAGGGGUCAGAGGCUUACAAGGAGUCAGCGGAGCACCAGGACAAGGAUACUCAAACCCUGCGGAGGCCACAUAAUGGCAUGUUGCUUGCCCCUAUCCUCUCUUCUUGGCAACACUCACAGCGGGGGAGUGUGCAGCCAUGUGCGCCACGUCACCACAGACAGAGAGUGGAGCAUCUAGUUCAUUACUUCAGAGACACUGCGUGCUUCAGAUACUACAGACUCCCAGAUUCUUACCGCUCCACAACCAUGAAGGACUGUCAAGUCCAACCUCUACAGAGGCCCAUUGUGACAGUUUGGAUGCCGAGCUUAGUCACCACCCACUGACGCCCACGUCCUGCUCUUCAGACCUACAAAGUCCCAUUGCUGUUGAGACUACCCCAAAUUGUACUUUACAAACGGUAACUAUAUCUGCUGAUAGCACUGCUGCCUCCUCUUCCAGAACUUUUCAGAGCUCUGAUCCUGCUGAGCUCGACCUCGCAAGCAGCCGGCUUAAAAUCAAUCAGCCAACAAGCCCACCAGCUUCUGCUAGCUUUUGCUGUGAGCUAGAGAAAGGUAUACAAAAACGUCCUUUAAGAAGAAGCAGUUUUUCAACCCUACAGCCACCGACCUAUACUAAGAAAGCUUCAACACUCAUCAAGCCCCAGGAGGUACAGCAGGUCAGUGUGCACAACGGGGCCCUAGGUAGGGUAGGAGCCACAGGUCUAUCCAGACCAAGACAUCAACUUUUACCAGCUUCUGGACUACCCUGCAUUAACCCAGCCCGACAGACUACCAUGGACA
This is a messenger RNA of Pimephales promelas (fathead minnow), 3175 nucleotides long. RefSeq names its product coiled-coil serine rich protein 2b (gene ccser2b). Lineage: Eukaryota; Metazoa; Chordata; Actinopteri; Cypriniformes; Leuciscidae. Gene Ontology annotation, molecular function: microtubule binding. Gene Ontology annotation, cellular component: microtubule cytoskeleton. Gene Ontology annotation, biological process: microtubule bundle formation. The record is from RefSeq and is a predicted model, not a curated record.